UUGAAAAAACACAAACAUUGGCAGCAGCGACUCUGCAGGAACGACGAACACGACCCGCCCUGGUGACAGGACGGCCAGCACAACCAAGAACUCCUGAUAACAACUACCACUGACGGGGCUCUAGAGGCUGUGGGUCCACAGCCUAACUAGCCCCAUAAAACACCCACGAAGAAGAAGAACACGACAGGCAGUGUGUGUGUGUGUGUGUCAUCUCCGUGCAGGGUCGGGCGGCAGACUCACCGCCACACACCCACAGCUUCCUGCCAGACACUCACCACCAUGACAGCCUGAACAAGGCCUAGCGGGGCAUGCCUAAGCCUAGGUGAAGCUGAUCCUACGAGGGGAAGGUAAUGAUGGAGUGUGUGACCGGCAUGGCCAAGACGCCCCCCGGCCCUUGGUGUUCCUCCAGCAUCACACCCGCCGCCCCGCGGGGCUGCUGGGCACCUUACUGAGGAUGACGGAAGACACGCCCCAGAGGAAGACGUCAGCCAGGAAUCCCUGCGCGACCCCCAGCCUCUUGCUGGGGGUGCGGCAGCGGCAGCAACCGAUGGCAAGUCUGGAGAAGCAGGGUGAGAUGGAGGUGUGGCCAGGCCUGUACGCACACCUCACCUCCCAGCUGAUGGCCCUGGCGCGGGGCAAGGUGGUGCUGGUGCUGGAGGUGUGGCCAGGCCUGUACACACACCUCACCUCCCAGCUGAUGGCCCUGGUGUGGGGCAAGGUGGUGCUGGUGCUGGAGGUGUGGCCAGGCCUGUACACACACCUCACCUCCCAGCUGAUGGCCCUGGUGCAGGGCAAGGUGGUGCUGGUGCUGGAGGUGUGGCCAGGCCUGUACGCACACCUCACCUCCCAGCUGAUGGCCCUGGCGCGGGGCAAGGUGGUGCUGGUGCUGGAGGUGUGGCCAGGCCUGUACACACACCUCACCUCCCAGCUGAUGGCCCUGGUGUGGGGCAAGGUGGUGCUGGUGCUGGAGGUGUGGCCAGGCCUGUACACACACCUCACCUCCCAGCUGAUGGCCCUGGUGUGGGGCAAGGUGGUGCUGGUGCUGGAGGUGUGGCCAGGCCUGUACACACACCUCACCUCCCAGUUGAUGGCCCUGGCGUGGGGCAAGGUGGUGCUGGUGCUGGAGGUGACCAGUCUGACCUCACCCAAACAUUGUGGCAGGAACUGAGCACCACACAUCCACACACUGGGUGGGUGGUGCCUGCUGUCCUGGCCAAGAGUGCCGCCCACACCCUCAGUGCCUUGCUGGGCCACCACUGCCCCCCUGCUGGACCCCCCUGCAGCCAUCACCAAGCCUUCAGGAGACACUGCUGAGCCUGGAGUACGUCCAGCGGGCACACUGGCGCUGCUUCCAGUACCAGGGUCCUUAUGCCAGCAGGAGGUGCGGGGCGAGGCUGACCCCAGCACCUUCAACCCGAGCCUCUCCUUCCAAGGGCCUGGUGGGUGUCUGGCCCUUACGCCUCCAGACC
Eriocheir sinensis (Chinese mitten crab) is the source of this 1469-nucleotide messenger RNA. RefSeq lists its product as uncharacterized. Gene Ontology annotation, molecular function: histone deacetylase activity. The record is from RefSeq and is a predicted model, not a curated record. The coding region runs from base 455 to 1168 and encodes 237 amino acids. Gene Ontology annotation, cellular component: histone deacetylase complex. The transcript has 6 exons. Lineage: Eukaryota; Metazoa; Arthropoda; Malacostraca; Decapoda; Varunidae. Gene Ontology annotation, biological process: chromatin organization.